AUGGUCAACUUCAUCCGCACCGCUGGUCUCUUGGCCCUCAUUCCCCUCGUCGCUGCUGCCCCGGCUGCCGUCGCGGAUAACGUUGAAGUCAGAGAGGCGGGGGCUGUUCCCUUUUCCUUCGAGAAGUGGGCAGACGACAUCAUCACCAACCCCAACGGCCAGCAUCCUUCGCCCGAGGAGGCUAUUGCCCUCGCCUUCAACCAGACCUCAACCGAUGGACUUGAGAAGCGCCAGGCCGAUGUCAGCUGCACCUUCAACGACCCUGCGCAUGCCGCCUCGGUCGCCGACGCCGUCUGGUGCAUCGACUUCAUCGCCCAGCGCGCCAAUGUGGCGUGCAGGGCCGUCGUCAGCGCCACAUCCUUCUGCCGACGCGGCCAGGCCCAGAUCACCGGCGUGGCAACCGGCGGCAACCCUCCAAGGGACACCUCCAGCCCCUGCGGCAACGUUGCCCGCUCGGCCGGUGCCAUUAUGGAUGCCUGCACCCGUGACGGUCUCGUCUAUGGGCAGAACAAUGCCUGGGGCAACGGCAACAUGCGGGUGCAUAUCCGCUCCCCCUACUGA
Molecule: messenger RNA, 561 nt
Organism: Colletotrichum graminicola M1.001
Lineage: Eukaryota; Fungi; Ascomycota; Sordariomycetes; Glomerellales; Glomerellaceae
Exons: 3
Coding region: 1-561 (186 amino acids)
Source: RefSeq, a predicted model, not a curated record